This is a messenger RNA of Naegleria gruberi, 1559 nucleotides long. Its product is annotated as serine/threonine protein kinase. The transcript is spliced from 2 exons. Gene Ontology annotation, biological process: peptidyl-serine phosphorylation; intracellular signal transduction. Gene Ontology annotation, molecular function: protein serine/threonine kinase activity; ATP binding. The record is from RefSeq and is a predicted model, not a curated record. NCBI's taxonomy places the organism in Eukaryota, Heterolobosea, Eutetramitea, Acrasida, Naegleriidae. The coding region runs from base 205 to 1536 and encodes 443 amino acids.
CCACGAUUCUCUCUGCACGUGUUGUUGUUUGACUUGUUGUGUCGUUGUCGUCUUUGAAUAUAUUAUUAUAGAGGAGAAUUUUGUAGUGUUGUACAUAUUGUAAAAUUAUCAAGAGAUUGCAAAGAGUGUAUUAUUAUUGUCAUUGAGUAUCUUAAUAAUCAUAGAGUGUAUUCGUCAUCAUCAAAAUUAUAAAUUAUCAACAAUAUGAGUAAUAGUGAUAGUAGUGAAGGUAGUUUGGAUAUUACCAUCUCUGAAGAAACACAAAGUAGAUCCCAAAUUGCUAAAGCCAUCCUCAAGGAAAAGUAUGGUUCACAAAAACUGGUAAAGGAAGGUGUAUCCACUUGGACUGAUCUUCUUAAAUCACGUCUUUCAUUGGCUGAUUUUGAUGUCAUCAAGGUUAUUGGUAGAGGUGCUUUCGGAGAAGUAAUGUUAGUCAGAAAGAAGGAUUCAAAGGAAGUUUUGGCUUUGAAAAAGUUGAUCAAGAAGGAAAUGAUGAAGAAGAAGCAAAUUCUCCACGUUAGAGCAGAAAGAGACAUUUUGGCCCAUUCUAAUAAUCCUUGGAUUGUAGAUUUACGUUAUUCAUUCCAAGAUGAUGACAAUCUCUACUUGGGUAUGGAAUUCUUACAGGGAGGAGAUUUGAUGACUUGGUUGAUAAAGAAGGAAAUUUUCACGGAAGAACAAACAAGAUUCUACAUUGCAGAACUCAUUCUUGCUGUUGAAUCUAUUCACAAAAUGAAUUAUGUACACAGAGAUUUGAAACCAGAUAACAUUUUACUCGAUUCUAGAGGUCACAUCAAGUUGACUGACUUUGGAUUGUGUAAGCCUUUUGAUGAAGAUCCAUUCGAGGAUGUCAGUGAAGAAGAAAUGAAACAAGCUCAACAAAAUGAUCAAAAAGGUCCAAUUGACAAGGUUGACUCAUUGUCUAGAAGAGAAAAGAUGAGAAGUUGGAAGAUUGAAGGUAGAAAAAUGUUAUAUUCCACUGUUGGUUCACCUGGUUAUAUUGCUCCAGAAGUUUUGUUAAAGAAGGGAUACAGAUAUGAUUGUGAUUGGUGGUCUGUUGGUGUAAUUAUGUACGAAAUGAUUUAUGGUUAUCCACCUUUCUAUGCUGAUGAUCCAAUCAAGACAUGUCAAAAGAUUGUCAGAUGGAAACACUUUUUGGAAUUCCCUGAUGAUAUUAAUGUUAGUGCUGAUGCUAAAGAUUUACUUCAACAUUUAUUAUGUGACACUGACAAACGUUUGGGAUCAGAAGAUGAUAAAUCAAGAGGAAUUGAUAUUAUCAAGAAACAUCCAUUCUUCAACGGAUUUGAUUGGUAUACUGUCAGAUCCAAACAAGCUCCAUUCACACCUGAUGUCAAAUCUGAUUUGGAUACAACCCACUUUGAUGAAUUUGGUACACCUGGUGUUAAUAGCCCAACUGUUCUCUCCAAAUCAAAGGUUGCCAAAAAUCAAGUAGCCGAAUUUACUAAUUUUACCUAUGUCAGAGAUCAAGAUAAGAGCAGAAAAGGUUUGGAUUCAAUCUUCCCAAAUCAAAAAUAAAUUUUACAACACAUUCAACAUUC